Pieris napi is the source of this 2184-nucleotide messenger RNA. RefSeq names its product TOM1-like protein 2. The coding region runs from base 101 to 1576 and encodes 491 amino acids. Gene Ontology annotation, biological process: signal transduction. The transcript is spliced from 13 exons. Gene Ontology annotation, cellular component: membrane; endosome. Gene Ontology annotation, molecular function: clathrin binding; ubiquitin binding; phosphatidylinositol binding. NCBI's taxonomy places the organism in Eukaryota, Metazoa, Arthropoda, Insecta, Lepidoptera, Pieridae. The record is from RefSeq and is a predicted model, not a curated record.
UUUAUCUUUGCAUUUUGUUAUUUACAAGGUGACAAGUGAAAUCGGUGAAAAUAAUUUUUAAUUGUUAUUAUUUAAAAGGGUAUUUUAUUAAAAGGCUAAAAUGUCUUUCUUUGGAGUAGGAAAUCCAUUUGCCACACCGGUUGGUCAAAAAAUUGAACAAGCCACAGAUGGAUCCCUUCCUUCAGAAAAUUGGGCCCUUAAUAUGGAAAUAUGUGAUAUUAUAAACACUAGUGCAGAUGGACCUAAAGAUGCCAUAAAGGCAAUUAGAAAAAGACUGACCCAAAGUGCUGGGAAGAACUACACAAUUGUUAUGUACAGUUUAACUGUACUGGAGAGCUGUGUUAAGAAUUGUGGAAGACCUUUCCAUGUUCUUGUGUGUAAUAAGGAGUUUAUAUCUGAGUUGGUAAAAUUAAUUGGCCCAAAAAAUGACCCGCCCACGGUUGUACAAGAAAAGGUUUUGAGUCUCAUACAGUGCUGGGCGGAUGCUUUUCAAAAUCAACCGGAGUUGCAGGGAGUAGUACAAGUGUACAACGAAUUACGGACCAAGGGUGUUGAAUUUCCUAUGACCGAUUUGGACGCUAUGGCACCAAUAUUUACGCCGCAACGGAGUGUUCCUGAUGGUGGCGAGCCGAUGGCUGGCUCUCCUCAGCGUAACGUCUUGGCGCCGAGCUCUCCCAUUCGAAUGCCGCUUGAAAAUAGUACUGGCACGGUGACGCUAUCAGAGAGUCAGACAAGCAAGCUACGGGCCGAUCUAUCCGUGGUUGAGGGCAACAUGACAGUUAUGAAUGACAUGUUGAACGAACUGACAGCACAGCCGUUCACGCAGCAUCACGAGUCUGACAUACAAUUGCUUGAUGAGUUGGCAGACACACUCCGUGCCAUGCAAAGUCGGGUGGCAGAAUUAGUGGGGCGUGUAUCUGACGAGUGCCCUUUGACAGCCCAACUAUUGCUAACUAACGAUCAGUUACACAACUUACUCCUGAGACACUCUCGCCUAACCAGCAACCGAAACGCAGCUACCGGUGUUGCCACGCCAUCGGCCAUUCUCGGUGCCGCCAUGGGAGUUCCUGGGACCGUAUCACCCCCCAAGAAAGAGGAGGACGCACUCAUCGAUCUAAGUGACGAUGUUCCUGAUAUUGCUAAAUUAAGUGUGACAGACACGAAGAUUGAGAAGUCUCCAAGCGGCUCCAAGGACGAGUUUGAUAUGUUCGCUCAAUCUCGAAAUGUCACGUAUGAAUCUUCCAAAACUGGUGGAAGCAGUUACGCGGACAACUUAGAGGAGCAGACGACAGCGGGAUUAGCAACGGCCGCUAACACACGAGCGACCCAGCAACCCUUGCCAUCGGGAAUGGAUCAAAGGGAAAUCGAUGAGAUAUCUGCUUGGUUAGAACAAGAAAAGGCCGCCACAGAAGCCAACGCCAACGCUGGACAAGAAAGUGUAACGAGCAGUGACUUCGAGAAGUUUCUAGCAGAGAGAGCCGCCGCAGCAGACAGCCUCCCUGACGCCAAUAACACAGGCAACACGCCCAGGCACCGACAGAUCAACAAGGAUCAAGAUUCGAUGUUCGCCCUAUAACAAUCCGGAUCGAAGGACCAGGUCUGUGACGUCACUCCCACCAUGAUUAGACCUUUACGCCUCUAAGGCGUCUAUAAGCGAAAAUCGUUGAAGGCAAUAUGUCUUAUGUUUAUUGAGAAAAUUAUGAAUUUUAAGAAUGGCUAAUCUUUUAAGGGGUAAUUCGGACUGAGUUCUAUCAUAACUCAUAUAUGUUUAACUUACUAAGGGUCUGUUUCACAAUGUACGGAUAAGUUCUACAUAAGUUCCAAAUUAGCUAUUUAUUACUUAUUGGCAGGAUAAAUACUAUUGUUGCGUUUCACGACUGUCAGAUAGCUAUUCGUCACAUAAAGUCCAUCAUAAGUUAUGACACCGAUGAAAUGUCAAAUACAUCAAAUAAUUUAUGUGUUGCAUAGCUAUUUAGUACUUUAUCCAUACAUUGUGAAACAGACCCAAAGUUUCCCAUUUUGUGCUCAGUCCAGUUCCUGUUUAACGGGGCGUUUGUUGCCAUGGCAACGGGUAUGCUGUGGCGUUAUGAAUAAAUCGGUCGGAGUGUCGUUGAACUCAUAUUGUAUAUGUACCGGAAUAUGCACCUUAUGUAUUAAGAUUAAUUUUAAGAGAUUUUUUAUUAU